UUGGGUGCUGUUCAGUUAGAAAUUUCAGAUCACUUGUCUAUGUUUAAUAACAUUGUGUGGGUGUGUGUAAAACAUAUGCUUGGACAUAACUAUUUCAAGUUAUUUCAGAUUGUAAAAUCUUGUUUGUUGAAAGUGAAUUAACAAAAUGGCGACAUCUGGAAUUUCUAGAAAUUCUGAUGUGGUUAUGUAUUAUUGUUGUACAAUCUGCAAAACAGAGCGGUCUGUAGAAAUAGAUGCAGAUUUUUACUGUGAAAAUGAAAAAUGUCUUAAAUACUUCUGCAGAACAUGUAUAAACUCCCACAGACAGCAUGGUUGGUGGUUUUAUAAAAAAUAUCCUUAUGGAAAGGAUAAAAUAAGGAAGUGGCCACUUUCUAAGAAGAUGGAGACUUCUCUUUUAAUAUGCAUCAUACACAAGCGUGAAAAGUUAACAAUGUUCUGCCCGGACCACAAUCAUCUGUGCUGCUCUAAAUGUGUUGAGCUUAAUCACAGACUAUGCCAAGUAACUCCAUUACCUCAGGCUGCCAGAGGGAAGUUAACCAACUUCAAGAACCUGUCUGUCAGAACGGAAAAUACUCUUUCACAAAUGAAACAAUGUCAGACAUAUCAGGAGGACAGAAUGAAGUAUCUUAAGGUUUCAUACAAAGAACAUGAGAGGCUUAUUGUGGAUGGUUUGCGUGUGAAUAUAGUAUCAUAUUUACGCGAAUGUGAAACCAGCACAGUUAAUACAACACAUGAACAUAUGCAAUACCCUAUCAGUGAAAUGCGUGAGGGAAUCAAAAAUUUAUUAGCAGAUUUUGAGAAAAGCACUAUUAAGGAGAAGAAAGAAGAGCUAAACCUGAAACAAGCUCCUCUCAAGGUUUUGAGAAACAGCUGCUUUAGACUUCACUAUGAAUUGUUCCAUCUCCAUGUAGCCAUUCCGAAAGUACUGGGUAAGCCUGAACUCUCUUUUAUUGCCAGUAAAAAAUGUCUGGAAAAUAUAAAACAAUCUGAUAUAUUUUUAAAAGAGAACUUUUCAAACCAUGUUUUUACUGUGAAUGGGAAGUCUGUGCACAAUGUGAAAAUGCCAAAGGAUUCAGAAACAUGCUGGAUCACAGCAGUAUGUGCUCUCCCAAAUGGACAGGUCCUGGUUGCAGACAGAUUUAUUAAAAAAGUCAAGCUUCUGAGCCAGCAGUACCGUGUGGUGAGCCACUUGGAUGUGAGGGAUGAGCCACGGGACAUGUGUCUUAUCACACCCACUGAGGUUGCAGUGGCUGUGCAUGAUGAGGUCCAGUUUAUCACAGUAAGCCAGAGCCAGCUUGCCAAAAGCAGGAAGCUUAAGUUACAACAUGAAUGUACAGGUAUUGCCCACAAUCAGGGUGACCUAUAUAUCUGCUCUGGUACUGCUCUGUACAAGUUCACAUUGACUGGCAAACUGGUCUCCUGGCUCUAUGGAGAAAGAUCAGCUGAUUUAACAGACCCAGCACCAGAGUACCUACGUGGUCUACAUGUGACCCCUGCAGGCCAGGUGCUGGUCUGUGGACGCCUGUCCAACACUGUACUACAGUCGCUUCUGAGUCAGGACAAGGUUGCUGAGGAUGUGAUGGACAAGAAUGACCUGAAUACACAGAAGGUGAGCAUGAGCAACGUUAUCGAGUUGACGUGGCAAGGCACCAGUCGGACCCCCAGGAGCCUCACCCUUAGCAAUCACAGCGAGGCCAGCAUGGCAUCUCACCUUCUUGACCCUCAGAAGAGCACCAUCAUCGAUAUUGAUUUGGCGCAGCAACAGCACCAGUCCAGCCCGCAUGAGCCUCAGUCAAGGACGAACCUUCCCCUCCACCUGACCCUAGCAGCCUCAGUCCACGACGACCCUUCCACUCGACCUGACCCUAGCGCCUCCACCUUGACCUACGGCCUCAAAAGGUCAGCUUUGUUGAACGAUUCCAUUCGUCUGCAGGAAAUUCUGAGCACGUUGAGUACUCGUGAACUGUUCUCAACAACUGCAAUGUCCUUGUUGAGUGAACCACACUCGAGCCUGAGUUAG
Dreissena polymorpha is the source of this 2020-nucleotide messenger RNA. RefSeq lists its product as uncharacterized. NCBI's taxonomy places the organism in Eukaryota, Metazoa, Mollusca, Bivalvia, Myida, Dreissenidae. The coding region runs from base 146 to 2020 and encodes 624 amino acids. The transcript is spliced from 7 exons. Gene Ontology annotation, molecular function: zinc ion binding. The record is from RefSeq and is a predicted model, not a curated record.